Messenger RNA from Vicia villosa (hairy vetch), 784 nucleotides. RefSeq names its product lachrymatory-factor synthase-like. The transcript has a single exon. Lineage: Eukaryota; Viridiplantae; Streptophyta; Magnoliopsida; Fabales; Fabaceae. The coding region runs from base 75 to 584 and encodes 169 amino acids. The record is from RefSeq and is a predicted model, not a curated record.
UACACUUUCAUAAGAUACACACAUCUUCCUAGCUUGUGUUUGUGUACCUCAUUGCAUCUUCCAAACUCAAAACCAUGAACUCAAUUCAACAAACAAAUGAAAAAUGGAAGGGCAAAGCAAAAACAGAACUACUAGGAUGCAAAGCUCAACAAGUAUGGCUACUACUAGAGGAUUUUUUUGGCCUUGACAAAUGGUUUCCAACUCUCUCUACAUGCAUACCAAUUGAAGGAACAUCAGGCAAACCAGGGUGUGUCCGUUUCUGUGCAGGUUUCAAGACUCCUAUAGAUGACCAUGGCAAGCAAACUUUGAAUUGGACUAAGCAGAAACUUCUUUCAAUUGAUCCCACUCAAAAGGUAUUUAGUUAUUCAAUUAUUGAUGGAAAUGUUGGAUUUUAUUCCUAUGUUUCAACUGUUAAGGUAGUGACAAAAGAUGAUGGAUGUGAGAUUGAGUGGUUGUAUGAAGUUGAACCUGUUGAAGGAUGGAGAUUGGAAGAUCUUGAUUUUUUUAUUGGUUCUGGCUUGGGUAUUAUGGCUCAAAGAAUUCAACAAGCUUUGAAGACCAUGGAAGUUGCACUUGAAGCUUAAUAUUGAUGUCAUAUAUCUAUAGUACAAGAAGUUAAAAAAAAAAAAAAAAAAAAAACCUAAUUUAUAAGAGUGAUAUCUCUAUUUAUGUGUGUUUGUGUAUCAUUAAUUUUUAAUGUUUUAUCUUGUUUUGAGGUGUUUUGUAUUUCUAGCAAAAACUAAGUUUGAUUAAUAUAUAUAAAAGUGUGUUUCUAUUGGUUAUG